Messenger RNA from Closterium sp. Naga37s-1, 433 nucleotides. The record is from the annotation of a GenBank genome assembly. NCBI's taxonomy places the organism in Eukaryota, Viridiplantae, Streptophyta, Zygnematophyceae, Desmidiales, Closteriaceae.
AUGUCUGACGAGGAGCACCAUUUUGAUUCCGCCGAUGCUGGCGCAUCGAAGACGUUCCCGCAACAGGCUGGAGCUAUUCGCAAGGGCGGCCACCUUGUAAUCAAGGGACGACCUUGCAAGGUUGUGGAGGUUUCUACCUCUAAGACUGGGAAGCACGGUCACGCGAAGUGUCACUUUGUCGCGAUUGAUAUAUUCACCAAUAAGAAGCUGGAAGAUAUCGUGCCGUCUUCUCACAACUGCGACGUUCCAGAAGUGGUUCGCACGGACUACCAACUCAUCGAUAUUUCGGAGGAUGGCUUCGUUUCUCUUUUGACGGAGACGGGUGACACGAAGGACGAUCUUCGCCUCCCGACCGAUGACGCUAUCCUCUCACAGAUCAAGGAUGGUUUUGGUGAAGGCAAGGACCUUGUGCUUACUGUAAUGAGCUCUAUGG